AUGGAGGAAGAACCGUCCGAAAACUCGUUGAGCCUACCUAUUUCGAGGAUCAAGAAACUAGUCAAGCUUGACCCUGAGCAUGUGUCAUCAACGGAAUCGGCCAACCAUCUACUCGGAGCUGCCACAGAGCUUUUCAUCAUGAACCUUGCAGAACAGGCCUCAUUCCAUGCCAAAUCACAGAAACGCAAGAAAAUCGCAUACUCCGACUUUUACGAGGUGGUCCACAACAACGACAGCCUACUUUUCAUGAAGGACCUGGUGCCGAAGACUGUUCCUCUACAGCAGCUUGUGAAGGAAAAUAAAGUAGUGCUGGAGCCAAAGUCGAACGAAGACGACACCAUAGACGACGACUCCGGAGUCUCGACACCGCAGCCAGCCCAACCAAAGCAGCAGACGCUACCUUUCGUGCUCAAGAAAGACGAGGACAAACCAGAAGAUGUCCUUAUGAUCAAUUAA
Ogataea haglerorum is the source of this 456-nucleotide messenger RNA. RefSeq lists its product as uncharacterized. The transcript has a single exon. Gene Ontology annotation, cellular component: nucleus; CHRAC. Bases 1 to 456 code for a protein of 151 amino acids. Lineage: Eukaryota; Fungi; Ascomycota; Pichiomycetes; Pichiales; Pichiaceae. The record is from RefSeq and is a predicted model, not a curated record. Gene Ontology annotation, molecular function: protein heterodimerization activity.